AAGCCGUUGACAGCCGCUUGUAUUCAUUUCGCUUGCGUUGCCAUGGGAGCCGCAAAUGAAACACACUGAACUACAUUUUUAGUAAACUCGCGCUUCAGUGGCAUUUACUGCGGCGGCAGGGUGCAUACUUCGGCGCGUUUUCCUGGUGUGCUGCAUGUCAGAGAGUAUUCGGCAUCGCGCGGCAUUAAUAAUGCCGCAGCGUUGCAUUCAGCGAGAGCGUCGUUAAGACCGAUGGGUUCUGUUGACGCGACACCAUGAGUUCGAAUGGCCGAACUGCACGUUUUUGGCCAGAUUGUGGGCGCGUCUGACUUUCCGUGCUCAAGCCUGUUUUGCAAGUGGAGCUUGAAAUUCGGGGAGAACUGGACCCUCUUGGAGGGAUUCAAAGAAGGUCAAACGCAAGUGGACAGACACCGGUACGAAGACAGCAGGGUCGUUUGGUGCCAUCCUCUCGACGUUCACUUCAGCACCAGAGGCAUCCAGGACUGGCCGAAGCUGCUGGUCCAAGUGUGGCACCAGGACGGCUUCGGGCGCAACGAACUCGUCGGCUACGGCUCGUGCCACCUUCCCAGCACGCCAGGUUUCUCCAAGGUAGACUGUCCAACCUGGCGCCCAGUCGGCACCUUGCUGGAAGAAGUGUCGAGACACUUCCUAGGUGGUGGACUUCAUCUCAGGGACCCAGAGGAAGUCUGCGGUAGCGUGGGCGACCGAUUCAGGUUGCGCACCGAAGCAAUGGGCACUGUUCACUUGGAACUGUAUGCCAUUCACAGAGAUUUUCAUAAGUACGGCAUCGAGGUUUAAUGCCUCCCGAUUAGG
Dermacentor andersoni is the source of this 813-nucleotide messenger RNA. RefSeq names its product B9 domain-containing protein 2 (gene B9d2). Lineage: Eukaryota; Metazoa; Arthropoda; Arachnida; Ixodida; Ixodidae. Gene Ontology annotation, cellular component: MKS complex. The record is from RefSeq and is a predicted model, not a curated record. Gene Ontology annotation, biological process: cilium assembly.